AUGGCUCUGAAACUACGCAAAGAGAUAAAAAAAUCCAGCUACUACGUUUGGUUCCUCGGCGCUAAAGAAUCCAAAGGCUUGCGAGGCACCGAAUACAUCCUGCCCGUCAUCAAACACCUAGAAGAGCGAGAAAAGGACGUGGAACCCUUCAAGGUCACUCUACAAGUAUCCCACAAGGGUCUGAAGAUAGUCCAGAACGUGCUAUCCCAGAACCCGAAAAGCUCCAAACCCAAAAACGAGACCAUCAAGCACUUCAUACCGCACAACACCAUCACCUGCGUGCUCCAGCACGAUGACGUCAUAGCGUGCAUCCUGCUGCUGUUCAAUCCGGUGACUAAAUGCCCGCUGCACGUGCACGCGUACAGGUGUGACAGCCUGGAGACGGCCACGUUGCUCAAAGGCCAGCUGCAGACUUUGAUAGAGCGGCCGGAGAACCAGAAGAAGUUCGCCGAGAUCGAGAGCAGGCUCAAGCCUCAGAAUGAGCGGAAAAAAGUGGAGAGCAGUAUCGGCAGCGAUACGGGGACUUCUACGAGGGAGAGUGAGAGUAGCGAAGAAAGGUAUACCGUAGAAAACACAAGAGUGACAACCCUGUAUGAUUCGGUGGCAGCUGAGCUUCGCGCCAAACUAGGGAAGAAGAAUUCGCCGAUUUUACUGCCACCACGUGACUAUGACACCGUCCACAGGACUAAAGGCAACCUCACAGGUAUUGAAUUGAGGCGCUGCCUCAACGCUAACAUCGUGGGACAAAAUGGGAAAGCUAAGAGGUUAGAAAGCAGCGGAGGUAGUUCCGGAAUAGGCUCUGAUCAUCCGCCCAGUCCGGAUUCUCCGGAUGCUCCGGACUCCAGGUUCAACACUCUGGACAAUCAAAGCACCAGCGAUGAAGAUUGGAACGGAGAUCCUUCAGAUUCCACCGUGUACCUAAUGCACCAGCCGCCACAGGUCACGUUGCCCCGCCCCAACAGAGAAAAAUCCCCGGAACCCGUUCAAAGGUUCUCCAGAUAUGCGGAGCCGUCCCAGCAAAAGUACGACAAGUCCAAUAAAAACUUGAGGCAAGAAACGCACAGGUACCUAGAAAAACCCAUAGCCAAGUUCACGGAAAACAAAUACCUGGAAAGACAGAGGAGUCUGGACAAGGACAAGGAGAUCAAGAGAAACUAUGACGAGGGAGAAAGAGAAAGGUAUUCUUCGAGCCCUGCAGAUAAAAACCACAAAUUCGUCGACAAAUACUAUCAAAGUGAUGAACGUCAACACAGAGACAAGUAUGGUGGCUACCAUGAGAAUGAGAGGUUUUCGGAGAGAAGACGAGACAAAGACGAAUUUCCGGAAUGGAGGACAGAGAGGGAGAAACCAUUGAAGUAUUUUGACGAUGAUGGAUUCGAUGAAAAUAUGAGAAGCCGCAGCAAAACGACAGACUUCUGCAGAGAACAACGCUACUCGUACGAAGACGAAGAGGAGUACUUCGAAGACCCUCGCCAAUAUAAAGAGUACCCCGUGCCCAAGGUCAGACAACGGUACGCCAACGAGGAGGGCACCAAGUACUACCCUCUGGAAGCCCGAAGGUCGAAAAGCCCGCCCAAGAGAGUCCCCACCGAAGACUCCAGACACUUCGUCGAGACGAAACCGGCUCAGAAAGACGGUCUGAGAAGCGUGAGCAACAGGAGCGACCAGUCGACCAGAUCGCAGGACGGCGCCAGGCGGCAGGCCUUGGAAGAGGUCAAAGCACCCAGGGAUCGCUUCAAGGACGCCAAGGAGAAGUUCCUGUUGAUGGAGAGGGAGAGAUUGGAGGGGGAGAGGGGCAGGCCGGAACCGCCCAUUUCUCCGGUGCGGAUCAAGGAGAAGCCUUUCCAGAAGAGGUUCGAGAAAGAGCCGGCGAGGAAUAUCUACGAUAAUCGAUACUACAGUAAUCGAGCGGAUGCAGACGAAGAUGCCGAGCCGAGACCGGCCCCCAGACACGCCCCUGAGGAAGUCCGAUACAGGGAGAGGAGCCAGCCGCAGGAGCGGUAUAAUAGGGAUGCGGAUAAGUACGAUCCGAAGCGUAGGUCGAUGUUCUCGUUGAUCGAGGAGGAGCACAGGAAGAAUUCCAACGAGAUAGCUAGGGAGUUGAAACGCAGGUCUUACAUGGACGGGAACGACGAAGUGGAAAGAUACAGCAACAACAUUGACAGACACUAUCAAGACUUUCCCGAAGCUGACAGAUUCGUGGAGACGUAUUCCAAGUCGAGUGCAGAGUUGGACAAAGUUAGCGAAUUGAAAUACGUGAGGAAUCAAAAAGCCACCAAAAACUCAGCGGGAUACAGACACAGCUAUGCCGAACCGAAACUGAGGAUGGACAAAGCAGGAAAGAAACACUUUGCGGAGAUGUUGCAUAGAACUAAUAGUUCGGUGGGAAAUAAUGGGAGGGUAGGGAUUGCUAGCGUACAUCCGUACUAG
Messenger RNA from Phaedon cochleariae (mustard beetle), 2430 nucleotides. The record is from the annotation of a GenBank genome assembly. Lineage: Eukaryota; Metazoa; Arthropoda; Insecta; Coleoptera; Chrysomelidae.